Messenger RNA from Chaetura pelagica (chimney swift), 1617 nucleotides. RefSeq names its product cytotoxic T-lymphocyte-associated protein 4 (gene CTLA4). The record is from RefSeq and is a predicted model, not a curated record. Gene Ontology annotation, cellular component: external side of plasma membrane; membrane. Bases 128 to 745 code for a protein of 205 amino acids. The transcript has 4 exons. Gene Ontology annotation, biological process: negative regulation of regulatory T cell differentiation; T cell receptor signaling pathway; B cell receptor signaling pathway. NCBI's taxonomy places the organism in Eukaryota, Metazoa, Chordata, Aves, Apodiformes, Apodidae.
AAACAUUUCGAAGAUUCAGUAUCCUGAAAGGUGUCACCUUUUUUCCAGCCCCAAGAGUUCCAGUUUGUCUUAAAGUCUGAAGGCAUCAGCUACCUUCAGGGCCUGCAGCAUCUGUACCUGCACAGGAAUGCUCUCAAUAUUCAUCACUGUGGGCUUUCUCUGCACAGCCACUGCCAUUGCUGAAGUAAUGGAAGUGACUCAGCCAGCAAUGGUGCUGGCCAACAGGCAAGGAGUUGCCAACUUGGUGUGUAAAUACAAGCACAUUGGGAACGCAAAGGAAAUUCGAGUGACUCUGCUUAAACAGACAGGUGAUCGGUUCACUGAGAUUUGUGCUUCAACCUAUACAACAGAGUUUAAAAUGUUCAGUGUGGAAGAGGUAAUCCAGUGCCACAUUAGCCCUAGCCGAAACAAUGUGACCCUCACCCUCACUGGCCUGCAAGCUAAUGAUACUGGUCUUUACGUCUGCAAGAUGGAGCGUAUGUACCCUCCACCCUAUUUUAUGAACAAGGGAAAUGGGACGCAUCUCUAUGUCAUUGAUCCAGAACCUUGUCCAGACACUGCCAUAUAUCUCUGGGUAUUAGGAGCUACUGCCUCAGGAUUUUUUCUUUACAGUAUCAUCAUCUCAGCUGUUCUCGUGGGCAAAGCGAUAAAGAGAAGACAAUGUCUCACUACUGGGGUGUAUGUGAAAAUGCCCUCUGAAAAGCUAGAGAAAAAAGUGAUUCCAUUCCACAUCACUGUUAACUGAAACAAGGAAAGAAUGCGACAGUUUCCUAACUGGGAUGGAGAGUCUGGUAAUUCCCUUAGGUUAAAGAAAUAAAAUUAUUUGUCCUAUUACAAAGGUGUAAGGGAAGGAGAGAGUAUAUUGUUUGUAACUUCUAUGGUUUGGAGGAGAAUAAAUAGUUUACGCAUUAAUAUUUCAAGGUUAAGCCGGUCACAUAAAAAUGGCUACAUUAGGCCAUUGAUUCUUUUAGUUGUAUUGUACCAAUAUGUAGUCUAUAUAUAUACAUUUAUAUAUAUGCAUAGCAUUAAAAGCUAUUGCUGUUGCAACUAAGCAUAUUCCUGUCAAAUUUCACCAUUUCUACUGAACAACUGAAAUCCAAACACUAUUAUGACAGAGGCUCGUGUUUAUCAUUGCAAGGCUAAUCCUAUAGGUCUGAGGGGCAGAGGCAGAAGAGCACACUAAUGUACAAUGGAAUGUUGACUUGUUUCCCUGCAUUGCUAUUUAUUGGUCCCAUUUCUGGCAUUAGUGCUCUGCACUUCCAGAGAGGCAUCACUGUAGGCUGACAGUGAUGACACUACUGCUCUAAAAGCCUGAUCUCAGCUCCUUUCACUGGCACUGCACUGUGCUGGCAUCAACACUGAUGAUAUUUGAGCCAGUGCUAACAGCAGGUUGGAAACAAGAGCUGCCCAGCAGAAGCCCUCUUUGGCUGUUUCUAGAAGGACAUUCCAGCUCUGCUGGGGCCUUACAUUUUACAAAUGCUAAAUUAGCAUCUAUCCAAAAGGCAGAACUAUGUUGCUGUGUUUAACUGAGUCUAUUUUCCAUGAAAAUACUGAUAGUGUAUAAUCUUGUUUAUUAAAUAUGUACCAUUCAAUAAAAAUCUUGAAGCUUUGCCCAAA